UUGUCUGCUUCAACACUCUCCUAAAUUCAAUGGAUUUGAUUGAUUGGGUUGAAGGUUUUCCAAGUUAUUGUAACCUUAUGAAGAACCUGAGGUAUGCAUUUGCCCACGUGAUGGGAAAUCAGGGCUCGGUACAAGGUAACUUGUUGAAGAAAGAUAUCAUGAAUAUGACUUCUUGUCUGCUGCCUUUUGAUUGGCAAUCCACUGAUGCUGCGCACGAAUACUGUGAAAUUUCUCUUAUGCGGCACAUGGAGGCCUAUAUGGGAGUGAAAAAGUGGGAUUGUGGUUUGAAGAAAAACGAUCUAUUGACAAUGGACAAACUUGCUUCCAAAUAUUGCGUGGAUAUAAUCAAAAGUGAUAUCAAUGAAGCAUCAGUCAUCAUAGACAAGAAAAUCAAAGGCAAAACCAGAGUUAGCUAAAGAUGAUCUCAUAUUCUUCUAAUUUCUGCAAAGAAGGAAAUGAUGGGUUGUUCUGCACUGCUGAUUCCAUUAGCGUCCUUGACUUCCGUCAGCCAUCUGGUAUUGGUCUUAAGAUACCUAAGAUUGGUGUAACUGUUCAGUCAGUAUCUUCUCGAGGGGAUUCUGUAUAUCUUGGUUGUAGUAGUGUUGUUUCAGCAGUAAAGAAAUAGGUGCAAUUUUGAAAGUUAAACAUUCGGUCAUUCUUUGUAAAUGAUCAAUUUUGAAAGUUCGGAAUUCAAACAUUUGCUCAUUAUUACUAAAUGAGCAAAUAUUAAAGUUUCAUUCAUUGUUACUAAAUGAGCAAAUAGGAGUCUAAACAUUUGCUCAUUAUUUAUAAAUGAGCAAAUAUCAAAGAUCUAAUUUAUAUUUGGUGUUUGAUA
This is a messenger RNA of Spinacia oleracea (spinach), 835 nucleotides long. RefSeq lists its product as uncharacterized. The transcript has 3 exons. The record is from RefSeq and is a predicted model, not a curated record. Bases 30 to 416 code for a protein of 128 amino acids. Lineage: Eukaryota; Viridiplantae; Streptophyta; Magnoliopsida; Caryophyllales; Amaranthaceae.